AUGGCCGUUGCGAAACUGGCUGCAGUACUUCUUGGGGCCGUAUGCCUCAAGGCAGCGGCAGCCUUUGUAGCGGGUGUAUUACUUGGUGAAGAUGCAAACAAAAGCUCACUUCGCGAAGAUAGUUACGAUCACUGA
Parastagonospora nodorum SN15 is the source of this 135-nucleotide messenger RNA. RefSeq lists its product as hypothetical. The transcript has 2 exons. NCBI's taxonomy places the organism in Eukaryota, Fungi, Ascomycota, Dothideomycetes, Pleosporales, Phaeosphaeriaceae. The record is from RefSeq and is a predicted model, not a curated record. Bases 1 to 135 code for a protein of 44 amino acids.